AUGAACAAGUCGCAGAGCAUACCAAUAUCACCAUCGUCGUAUCUUCGCCAUGAGGAUAUGAUACGUCAGCAACGAAGCCAUUGGGAAUACAAGGCCAUGAUGGUGAACGCUGACUUGACAGAUUAUUUGGUUUACAAUCGAAUAAUCAUCGGGAUUGCAAAGACAAUCGAGGCUACCAAAAAUGCCAAGCUACGGGAUCAGAACCAAGCAUUGGUCGAUCACAUUCACUACAUCCGUCAUACUCAAGUGUCUUCUCGAGCGGUGAGGAAGAGAGAAGCGGACGAUCUAAUCAGUAGGAAGCAGGACGACGACGAAGCGCUAAUUUUUGAAAUGGAAAUAUAG
Messenger RNA from Cylindrotheca closterium, 342 nucleotides. NCBI's taxonomy places the organism in Eukaryota, Bacillariophyta, Bacillariophyceae, Bacillariales, Bacillariaceae. The record is from the annotation of a GenBank genome assembly.